This is a messenger RNA of Epinephelus fuscoguttatus (brown-marbled grouper), 3553 nucleotides long. It is a transcript of the gene amfra, whose product is annotated as autocrine motility factor receptor a. NCBI's taxonomy places the organism in Eukaryota, Metazoa, Chordata, Actinopteri, Perciformes, Serranidae. Bases 427 to 2349 code for a protein of 640 amino acids. Gene Ontology annotation, molecular function: ubiquitin binding; ubiquitin protein ligase activity. The record is from RefSeq and is a predicted model, not a curated record. Gene Ontology annotation, cellular component: cytosol; endoplasmic reticulum; ubiquitin ligase complex. Gene Ontology annotation, biological process: ubiquitin-dependent protein catabolic process; protein K48-linked ubiquitination; endoplasmic reticulum unfolded protein response. The transcript is spliced from 13 exons.
UUUGUUGCUUCCGGUAUUUAAAUCUGAGUUUGUCGACCUGCUCCUGUUUGACUGAGAGGCGCAAUGCUAGCUGGACUAGCACUGUUUAACGUUUUUUAAAGCCACUCCAAAAGCCAAAAAAUCACACGAAAUGUUAAGAUAGUGCCAACCGCGUUAAAAAAAAAAACGAAUAAAACUGCUCGUUAAAUUCAAAAUAUAUCAUCUUGUUUACAAACUAGCUAAAAUGAGCUAACGUCUAUGGAUGCUAGGCUAGCUGGCUAACAAGCUAGCUAACGUUACUACUCAAAGUAACGUUAGCUUUGAAUGUCCACAGCUGAGUGAAUGGAAACGAGGUCACAGCAGAAUGUGAGAGCUGUGAAUGAAGCGUGUUUGUCGUGUUAUGUAACAGUAUAAAUCUCCGUGAUCAGUGUUAGCUCGGCCACCAUCAUGCCUUUCUUGUUCCUGGAGCGGUUCCCCUGGCCCAGUUUGCAGACGUACACGGCGCUGAGUGCUGCCCUGCUGGCCGGGACCGUCCUGACCGUCUGCUCCCUCGAGUCCAGCCCGGAGAAGACCCACAGCCAGCCGGUCCACAGCUCCAGGGUCAGCCGCUACAUCAGGGAUGGUGUGCAGUACCUGAGUGCAGGGUAUGGAGAUGUGGCUGCAGAUGUUCUGGUGCACCUGCUGACUGACAGUGUCUCUGUUUGGGUGAUGGUCAACACAGCCUGCUGUGUCCUGCUGCUGAUCGCUAAACUCAUCCAGUGUGUUGUGUUCGGGCCGCUCCGCGUCAGUGAAAAACAGCACUUGAAGGACAAGUUCUGGAACUUCGUCUUCUACAAGUUCAUCUUUGUAUUUGGCGUCCUGAACGUCCAGACGGUGGAGGAGGUGGUGAUGUGGUGGCUCUGGUUUGCCGUCCUGGUCUUCCUCCAUCUCCUGGUUCAGCUCUGCAAGGACCGCUUUGAAUAUCUGUCCUUCUCUCCAACCACUCACCUGUCCAGCCAUGCGCGGGUGCUGCUGCUGUUGGUGGUGCUGCUGUUGUGCUGCGGUGGUCUGGCGACUCUCUGUAGCCGCCUGGCUCGUAGUCAAGGACGCCACAACGCCGCGUUCAUGGCUGCUGAGUGUAUGUUGGUGACUGUCAGGACGACACACGUCAUGUUUCGGUACUCCCUCCACCCGUGGAACGUGAACCAGGACAGCAGCAGGGAGAAUAAGUCCUCCUACGUUUACUACACAGACCUGCUGAUGGAGCUGCUGCUGCUGGGCCUUGACCUGCUGCAUCACAUCCACAUGCUGCUCUUCAGUAACAUCUGGCUGUCCAUGGCGAGUCUGGUGAUCUUCAUGCAGCUUCGUUUCCUCGUUCAGGAGGUUCAGAAGAGAAUCCGCCGCCACCAGAACUACCUGCGAGUCCUGCGCAACAUGGAGACCCGGUUUCCUGUGGCGUCUGCAGAUGAACUGGCAGCCAAUAACGAUGACUGUGCGAUCUGCUGGGAUGUGAUGAGUUCAGCUCGGAAACUUCCCUGCGGUCACCUCUUCCACAGCUUGUGUCUGCGCUCCUGGCUUGAACAGGACACGUCAUGUCCAACAUGCCGGAUGUCUCUGAACAUCGGUGAAGAGGGAGGAGGAGGACGUGUGGAGAGGGAAACCAGGGAGGCUGCCGCUGCUGACAACGUGGCUGCUGUUCCUGGAGCCGACGCUCGGCCGCACCUCAACCAGCUCAACCACUUCUUCCACUUCGAUGGUUCUCGCAUUGCCAGCUGGUUGCCCAGUUUCUCAGUGGAAGUUAUGGCCACCACCAACUUUCUGGGCAUUGCACCGGCCAACCCGUCGCAGAUCAACACCAUGGCUCAGCAGAUCCAGGAGAUGUUUCCUCAGGUUCCUCUCCAGCUGAUCCUGCAGGACCUGGAGAUCACUCGAUCCCUCGAGGUCACCACCGACAACAUCCUGGAGGGACGAGUCCAGACCGCCGCCGCCCCGCCACUGGUCUUUGAGCAGCAGGUCAUACAGGUGACUCCUCCACCUGAGGACGAGGCCGCAGCCAGCAGCGAGUCAGAGCAGGGCGGCGGUGAUGAGACGGAGGAGGAAGAUGAGGAGGAGAAGCAGAUUUCUGUGGAGGAGAAGAUGGAUGAUGAUGAUGACGUGGAGGUUCGGUUUUCUUCAUCGGCGGAGCAGCGACAGAAGCUUCUGCUGCAGAGGAGGGAGCAGCUGCUGCAGCGAGCACGCAGGGACUAUCUGACCAGGAACACCAGCUCCAACAACCCUGACUCCUCCCUGGACAGCAACACUUUGACCUCUGACCCCGUCAACCUGCGACGAGAAACAUUAGCAUCAGCAGCAGAACGGCGUCUGCAGAGACAGUCUGACUCCGCCCUCUGAGACCAGACAGGAAAUGGGGUAGUUUAACUGGUGAGGAAGUUUUUAAUCGUCUGUGACUGCGUUUUUAUACCUGAACUACAAGGAACUUUCAUCAACUGGUGCGAGGACCCUACUGAAAUGCAAGGAAUUAUUGUUAUUUAUGCAAAUGAAUCACAUUUUUGAGGGACUGAAGAUGCUUGAAAACUCACAGAACUUUGCACACGCAUCAGAACUGGUGAGGAACUUGAUAUUUUAUGGGUCUCAUGCUCAGGUGAGACAAAAUGGCUUGAUAGCGCCCCCCUACAAUAAGUUUUUUUCAGUGAAGAAGAAAUUUGGCACUUGUAACAUCCUAAGACUGAAAAAAAGUCAGCUACUUCAAAUUUAAUGUAUAAUUUUAGUGUAUUUCUGGCCACUUUCAGGCGCUGCACUUUAACAAACUCCUCCUAAUCAGAUCAACUUCAGAUUUGGUCGAUACAAUCUUAAGACCUUUGUGAUGUAAAGUUGUAAAGAAGUUUGACUUUUCAUGGAAUGAUGCUGGCAUGGCGUGGCGGCCAUUUUGCUUGUUUUGCCAUGAAACAAGAAAUUGAUGUAACUUGAGUUACAUUGUCCAUCUGCCCCAAAUUUCACGGCCUGAGCACAUCUGUAAAUCACCAAUGAAAUACCAAAACUAAAAUAGUAAAAACCAACUUUGGGUCAAAUUAACUGCGCCACCUUCUGGUAACCGUAAGUCAGCCUUGUGUGACAAACAUUCUAUUUACAUUCAAUUUACAUUGUGCGCUCCACACUUGAUAAACAGCAACUGGUGUGUUUGUUGCAUGAUCUCUAGCUCAGCCUAGUGGACACAGAAAGUGAUGCAGAAUUUGCAAUCCAGUAUUUCCAGUGCCAUGCACUGAAAAGACGUCUAAACAGUGUUUGACAGUUGUGUAAAUUCACAGCUGUGUGAACCAGCGUCUUGCCAACACCUGCAACAUGCAGGAAGGUGCAAGGUACCGUUCAGCGCUGUUUGCAGCUUUAAUUUUGUGUUGAUUUUUGGCGGCCCCUGCUGGCAGAAGUCAUAGUGUUUCCAUGGGCACCACCGCAUCAUGUUGUAAAGGUCUUGAUGUGGGGAAGCGCGUGAAUUUGUUUUUGAAGCAAGUGAAAGAAAGAUGCAACUGACUUUGAAUGCUGUUUUUCUUUUUUAAAGGUCGACGCCACCUGCGUUUUUUUUUUUUCAGUUUUUUUUUUU